Hemibagrus wyckioides is the source of this 2078-nucleotide messenger RNA. It is a transcript of the gene uckl1b, whose product is annotated as uridine-cytidine kinase 1-like 1b. Lineage: Eukaryota; Metazoa; Chordata; Actinopteri; Siluriformes; Bagridae. The record is from RefSeq and is a predicted model, not a curated record. Gene Ontology annotation, cellular component: cytoplasm. Gene Ontology annotation, molecular function: ATP binding; kinase activity. The transcript has 15 exons. The coding region runs from base 377 to 1984 and encodes 535 amino acids.
AGACACAGAUAGCAGCAGCUCUGACGCAGUUUCAUUUCUGAAGAAUUCUCCUUUGCAAUUUCAAAAAUGAGCAAAACAAAUGUUUAAAUCAGCCUUUAGUUUCUACUGUCUUUGUUUCUCUCUCUCUCUUUCUCUUGCUUUCUCUUUCUCUCGCUCUUUCUCCCCUCUUCUUUCUGUUCUGCUCUCUGUCUCAGUUCCUCUUUUACACUCUCUCGUUGGCACCACACACUUGCUUGCCAGAGGGCAUGUAAUGCUAUUAGCUUUGUACCCAUAAGUUUAUAUGUGACCCCGUUUGUGUACAUGCUGGCUCCAGGGCAGCAAGCUGAUAUAUAAGCACGGUCCUCAGUCAGGCUCCUUUUUCUCUUGCUUGCUCACCAUGACCACACUUCCAGGCUUUUCUGGAGCCAGGAUCUCAGGCUGCUGGGCUUUAAGGGCAGACAGCAGUGGAGGAGGUGAGGGCUCUUUGGACAGGCUUCUCCCAUCUGUCAACACAGGUCUUUCACCACGCAAACGAACCACCAGUCAAUGCAAAUCAGAACCCCCCCUGCUGCGCACAAGCAAAAGAACCAUCUACACCGCUGGUCGUCCACCCUGGUACAAUGAGCAUGGCACCCAGUCCAAAGAGGCAUUUGUCAUUGGUCUUUGUGGAGGAAGUGCUUCUGGUAAAACAACAGUAGCCCGGAAGAUAAUUGAAGCAUUGGAUGUUCCAUGGGUUGUGCUCCUAUCAAUGGAUUCCUUUUACAAAGUCCUUUCAGAUGAACAACAGUUGCUGGCUGCAAGCAAUGACUAUAAUUUUGACCACCCGGAUGCAUUUGACUUUGACCUGCUUGUCUACAUACUCCAAAAACUUAAACAGGGCAAAAGUGUGAAGAUCCCAGUGUAUGACUUCACUACACAUGGCCGUCAGAAGGAGUGGAAAACUGUGUAUGGUGCUAGUGUUAUUAUAUUUGAAGGAAUCAUGUCCUUUGCAGAUAAGGAGUUGUUGAAGUUGUUGGACAUGAAAAUAUUUGUGGAUACCGAUUCUGACAUACGGCUGGUACGGAGGCUUAGGAGGGACAUUACUGAGCGAGGCAGAGACAUUGAAGGAGUCAUAAAACAGUACAACAAAUUUGUAAAGCCUGCCUUUGAACAAUAUAUAGAGCCGACCAUGAGACUAGCAGAUAUUGUUGUGCCACGAGGGGGUGGAAACAUGGUGGCUAUUGAUCUGAUUGUUCAGCAUGUGCACAGUCAGCUGGAAGAGAGGAAACUCCGCUGGGAUAUGGCGGCACUGGCUUCUGCCCAUCAAGCUCAGCCCCUACCCCAAACUCUCUGUGUUUUGGAGAGCACACCGCAGGUCCGCGGUAUGCACACCAUUAUCAGGAAUAAAGAGACAAGCAGAGACGAAUUCAUCUUCUACUCUAAAAGGCUGAUGAGACUCCUCAUUGAGAGAGCACUCUCCUUCCUUCCAUCUCAGGUUCAUGUUGUUCAUACUCCCCAAGGUCAGGAUUAUGAAGGAAGGACCUUUCAAGGGAAGAGGGUCACAGGGGUAUCCAUCCUCCGGGCUGGAGAAACCAUGGAGCCUGCACUUAGAGCUGUUUGCAAAGAUGUCCGUAUUGGCAAGAUUCUAAUACAGACAAAUCAGGACACAGGAGAACCUGAGUUGCAUUACUUGCGUCUGCCCAAAGAUAUAAGUGAGGACCAUGUGAUCCUUAUGGACUGUACUGUGUCCACUGGUGCUGCAGCCAUGAUGGCAGUACGAGUCCUAUUGGACCAUGACGUACAGGAGGAUAAAAUUCUGUUAGUCUCUCUGCUGAUGGCUGAGAUGGGGGUCCACUCAGUAGCCUAUGCCUUUCCUCAGGUCAAAAUAAUCACCACUGCUGUUGACAAAAAGGUCAAUGACCUUUUCCACAUUAUUCCUGGCAUAGGGAACUUUGGGGAUCGGUACUUUGGCACUGAUGCACCGCCUGAUUGGAGUGAUGAAGACCUGGAUGAGCCCAGCUGUUAGCUACACUGACCCCAGAGACCUUACCUGAACUGGACAAGACUCAUAUAUAUAUAUAUAUAUAUAUAUAUAUAUAUAUAUAUAGUUGUGUGUAUAU